Pteropus alecto (black flying fox) is the source of this 4266-nucleotide messenger RNA. RefSeq names its product EYA transcriptional coactivator and phosphatase 1 (gene EYA1). Bases 649 to 2427 code for a protein of 592 amino acids. The record is from RefSeq and is a predicted model, not a curated record. Gene Ontology annotation, molecular function: protein tyrosine phosphatase activity. Gene Ontology annotation, biological process: positive regulation of DNA repair; multicellular organism development; negative regulation of extrinsic apoptotic signaling pathway in absence of ligand. The transcript has 18 exons. Lineage: Eukaryota; Metazoa; Chordata; Mammalia; Chiroptera; Pteropodidae. Gene Ontology annotation, cellular component: nucleus.
UGCAUUUAAACCAAUAAGGUUAGGACAAGAGAAUAGCUGUGGUUUGCGUUGCAAAAACAAGAAAGAAAGAAAGAGAGGAAAAAAAAAAAGCCCCGAGGCUCCACGGGCAGACCUACAAGGCUGCGCAAACAAACCGAGGGAUGCGAUUCUGCCGUUCCUUUGUCUAGGGCGCUCAGAUGCUAUCAGCUGCUGCUGUUUGGUGGGGCCGCAGCGCGGGGCUCAAGGCGGUCUCUCCACAGCACGGUGGGAGCUGAUGGCUCCGAGUCUGGGGCGAGGGAGAGACUCUCCAGUGCCACUUCCGACUCUCAGCCUUCCUGUCGCCGGCCGCUGUGGCGGUUUUCUUUCUGGGGAACGCGUUUUCGCUCAGUCGCCCGGCAGCCCGCGCCUGCAGCAGCGGCCAGGCGGCUGCGCCCGCGGCCCGGCUCGCCCCGCCACACGCGCUCCGCUCCCAGGAGCGCCGGGCUCCGCCACCAGCUCCUAAGAGCCCUCCCGCGUCCUUAUCCAGGAGCAAAACUAUGUCAGGAAUGGAGGUUUGCUAAACCAGAAAAUUCGGAGGAGCGCGUUAAACUGGUGGACGCAGCAGAUGUAAGCGCUGUGCAAACAUCUCAAACCAGUUCAGAUGUUGCUGUUUCCUCAAGUUGCAGGUCGAUGGAAAUGCAGGAUCUAACCAGCCCGCAUAGCCGUCUGAGUGCUAGUAGUGACUCCCCCAGUGGCCCCAAACUCGAUAACUCUCACCUAAGUAGUAAUUCCAUGACUCCCAAUGGCACCGAAGUUAAAACAGAGCCAAUGAGCAGCAGUGAAAUAGUUUCAACAACAUCAGACGGGUCUUUAGACAAUUUCUCAGGUUCAGCAAUCGGGAGCAGUAGCUUCAGCCCAAGACCAAGUCACCAGUUCUCCCCACCACAGAUCUACCCUUCCAACAGAGCAUACCCACAUAUUCUCCCUACCCCUUCCUCACAAACUAUGGCUGCAUAUGGGCAAACACCGUUUACCACAGGGAUGCAGCAAGCGACGGCCUACGCCACGUACCCACAGCCGGGACAGCCGUACGGGAUCUCGUCAUAUGGUGCAUUGUGGGCAGGCAUCAAGACUGAAGGCGGAUUGUCACAGUCUCAGUCACCGGGACAGACGGGAUUCCUCAGCUAUGGCACGAGCUUCGGUACCCCCCAGCCUGGACAGGCACCGUACAGCUACCAGAUGCAAGGUAGCAGUUUUACGACAUCAUCAGGAUUAUAUACAGGAAAUAAUUCACUCACAAAUUCCUCUGGAUUUAACAGUUCACAGCAGGACUACCCAUCUUACCCCAGCUUCGGCCAGGGGCAAUAUGCACAGUAUUAUAACAGCUCACCCUACCCAGCCCAUUAUAUGACGAGCAGCAACACCAGCCCGACCACGCCGUCUACAAACGCCACCUACCAGCUUCAGGAACCACCGUCUGGCGUCACCAGCCAAGCAGUUACAGAUUCCGCAGCAGAGUACAGCACCAUCCACAGCCCGUCAACACCCAUUAAAGAUUCGGACUCUGAUCGAUUGCGUCGAGGUUCAGAUGGGAAGUCACGUGGACGAGGCCGAAGAAACAAUAAUCCUUCACCUCCCCCGGAUUCUGAUCUUGAGAGAGUGUUCAUCUGGGACUUAGAUGAGACCAUCAUCGUUUUUCACUCCUUGCUUACCGGGUCCUACGCCAACAGAUACGGGAGGGAUCCACCUACUUCAGUUUCCCUUGGACUGCGCAUGGAAGAAAUGAUUUUCAACUUGGCAGACACACAUCUAUUUUUCAAUGACUUAGAAGAAUGUGACCAAGUUCAUAUAGAUGACGUCUCUUCAGAUGAUAAUGGUCAAGACCUAAGCACGUAUAACUUUGGAACAGAUGGCUUUCCAGCUGCAGCUACCAGCGCUAACUUAUGCUUAGCAACCGGCGUGCGGGGCGGCGUGGACUGGAUGAGGAAGCUGGCUUUCCGCUACAGACGAGUGAAGGAGAUCUACAAUACCUACAAAAACAAUGUCGGAGGCCUGCUCGGUCCGGCCAAGAGGGAAGCCUGGCUGCAGCUGAGGGCCGAGAUCGAAGCCCUGACGGACUCCUGGCUGACGCUGGCCCUGAAGGCGCUCACGCUCAUCCACUCGCGGACAAACUGUGUGAAUAUUUUAGUAACAACUACUCAGCUCAUCCCGGCAUUGGCGAAAGUCCUGCUCUAUGGACUAGGAAUCGUAUUUCCCAUAGAAAACAUUUACAGUGCAACUAAAAUAGGAAAGGAGAGCUGUUUUGAGAGGAUAAUUCAAAGGUUCGGAAGGAAAGUGGUGUAUGUGGUCAUAGGCGACGGCGUGGAGGAGGAGCAAGCAGCCAAAAAGCACGCCAUGCCCUUCUGGAGGAUCUCCAGCCACUCGGACCUCAUGGCCCUACAUCACGCCUUGGAACUGGAGUACCUGUGACCGCCACGUAGCACUUUCGAGCGCACAGCUGCUGGGUGACCAGGAACAAAUCCAGCAGGCCUGAGCUCGUGUCGGCGCCGCACUAGCGAACUCACCGGUCUCGACAUCUUGACGCGCAGCUGCCGUCGGCCUCCACCUCUGCCGUCGCGGUAAACGAAGGACCACGUCUCUUCCUUCAGAACAGCUGUUGACUCUAGUACUGUGAAUCCAAUGAAAAUAAGCCAUGAGAAUGUUCUAGCACAGCAUGUGUCUUUGCCACGUUAACUACAUGGUUCAAACCUGUGAAGAAGGACCUGCAAACGCCCAGAUUGUUAGCAUCGUCAAUGUGACGUCAGCGGCUUCUCCAAUACAGCAGACCCGAUUGCACAACAGAGACUGAAGUGUGUUCCCUGAAAACCAGUGGGGGAAUUCUCCUGGAAAGAAGGUUUACUUUUCGGUGUCUCAUACCCAGGGUAAUCUGUACAUCUGUACUUAUUUAUGAAGACUUUUUUUUUUUUUUAAGAAAAAAAAAAAAAACAGCUUUAUUGAGGUAUAAUCCAAGUACCAUCUAAUUCAAACAGACUUUUUUUUUGGCAUCAAAUAACUGAAGAGACAAUAGCGUUAAGAAAUAAGCGAUUAAAGGCCUUUGCCUCGUGACACAGCAAGUACUUUGAAUUUUAGCACAUUGCAAAGUAGUUUAUGACUAAUUUAAACGUAUAAUAUGUACAUCACUGAGACAAUCAUGUACAGAAAGAAUUUUUGGUGUAAAUUUGUAAUAAUGGAUGAUUCUUUUACAUAUUGUUUAGAAAAUGAUAUCGAAAGGUAGCAAUGCCUUGAUAGCGAAGUAUGAGGCAUUCUGUGCACAAACUCAGGUGCAGUGCCUUAUCAAAGUAUACUGGGUAUAAAUAUGUAGAUAACGGGGGUUUGUUUGUUUUUUUUAGAUAAUAAUGUUGUCAAGACCAAAAGCAUGGAUGUCAAGUGUUAAUAGGAUUUUGUUUUCCAAAAUUUUUACAUCAGUUCUUUUUUUUAUGCUGUUAGAAAGGCCUCGGGGAAAUAAUACAGCAGUGUCUUAAAUCAUGUGAAAUGAAAGUUCUCUUACAUCCUCACUUUUUCAUUUUCAACAUUAAUGUAUUAUAUGUAACUACUUGGGAAAAAAAAUGAUUAUUCAAAUGCUUCUUCCCACAAAGAAGGCAGAUGAUAUAUUUUAUUAAUAAAAUGGUUCAUGAAUUGGAGACUAGCAAAGCUUUCAUGUGCUCAGAUUAUAGUGUCCGCAUUUUCUUGUUUAAAUAGAGGACAUCGCCACAUAUCUGGGAUCAGCGAAACUUUGCAUGACUCCCCACAUUCACGUCUGUUUUCCUGCACACUCUCCCCCCACCCUCCCAGGGAAGUUCAUUGCCGGCAGUGGACAUGGCUCAGUCAUCAUCACCAAGGAAAUAACUUUACUCUCCACCUAUGUCAUGUAUUACAUGACAAGCAUAAAUAUGGGAAAUAAACAGUUUCUCAGAGAGUCGUCAGUUUGGGUACUCAUUUAUCCAUAAAGACUUCCACUGUCGUGAAAUUACUUUUUGGAUGAAUUCUCUUUAAUAUUGAGGAGAAAAACACCAGCUUUGAUCCAAAGUAGCUAAAGAGCUACUCUAUUCCUUUUCUGAAGUUUCAUGUUGCUGCUAGAAUUAGUUGUGAAUUCUCCAAAUUGUUUAACAAUUUUUUUUUUUUUUUUUUGCUUGAAGCAAACAGAAGUUGAUGAUUUUUUAGCCUUUUCCAUUUUACGUUUUUGUACUCUGCAGAUUGAAAAGUUUAUCUUGGCCUUACUGUAUAAAGGUGUGUUGUGUCCACAAUUGUGUACAGAAUUUUUCUUCAUUA